AUGUUCCCACCUCCUUCCUCUUCUUAUGCGACCUGCAGCGGCAAUUUUUGGAGACCGAUUUUAUCCACGCGAUCCGACAUUAUCAUCUGGCUGACCAUAUCCUCCUCCCAUAGCUCCAUUCCAACAGUUGGUUUCAAUAUGAAGCGGGUACAGAAGGGGCAUGUGACACUUAAAUGUUGGGAUCUCGGAGGACAACCCAGAUUUCGGUCCAUGUGGGAGCGAUAUUGCCGAGGGGUGAAUGCCAUCGUCUUCAUCGUAGACUCGGCAGAUACUGAAGCGUUGCCAGUCGCAAAGGAUGAACUCCACCUGCUUCUCGAAAAGCCCGUACUGGAAGGUAUUCCCUUGUUGGUCCUUGGAAACAAAUCGGAUCUGGAGGAGAAGUUGUCGGUUGAUGAACUGAUCGAAGCUCUGGAUCUCAAGAGUAUCUCCCAUCGCGAAGUGAGUUGCUAUGGCAUCAGCGCAAAAGAGGAGACGAACCUGGAUGCCGUUCUGCAAUGGCUAGUUGCUCGCGCCAGCAAGUAA
This is a messenger RNA of Cadophora gregata, 522 nucleotides long. It is a transcript of the gene ARL8B, whose product is annotated as ADP-ribosylation factor-like protein 8B. The coding region runs from base 1 to 522 and encodes 173 amino acids. NCBI's taxonomy places the organism in Eukaryota, Fungi, Ascomycota, Leotiomycetes, Helotiales, Ploettnerulaceae. Gene Ontology annotation, cellular component: lysosomal membrane. Gene Ontology annotation, molecular function: GTPase activity; GTP binding. Gene Ontology annotation, biological process: protein transport. The transcript has a single exon. The record is from RefSeq and is a predicted model, not a curated record.